GUACCUAAACAAGGAAGAGGCAACAACAGGAUGGAUAACACAGAACCAGAGAUAAAAUGGCCAUAUAUUACGUUGACUAGAUGCAGUACAACUCUAUGGACUGCAUAUCUAUUUUUGUAACGUGGUUAAAAUGUGUUUUACGAUAAAUGUAUUUGUCUUAUAAAAUAACGAUGUUGUUGCUAACCAGGCUAGCUAGUUAGCAGCAGCAGCAGCAGCGGUGCUAAUGAAUGAUAUUGAAAAUGGGGCAGAACAUGUUCCGGACCGGGUUUCUGGUCCGGGCCACACACACCGUGCUCACCUGGGUCAUUACCCUCAUACUGUUCCUGCACAACACAGAUCUGCGGAAGUGUGAGGAGCAAGGAGAGCUGCUGCUGCCGCUCCUGUUCUUCCUCCUGGUCGCUCUUUCAGUGCUCUUAUACUUUGCUGUUUCUUUAAUGGACCCUGGUUUCAUUCUCACUGACUCUGUCAAGGGUUCAAAUGAGGAAAUGGAGUCGAUGAUUCCUCAGUCUUUGACCCCUCGGCUGCGGCGCUGUGGAUACUGCCUGCUGCAGCAGCCAAUGAGAGCGAAGCACUGUCAGACGUGUAAGCGCUGCGUCCGUCGCUUCGACCACCACUGCCCCUGGAUCGAGAACUGUGUGGGAGAGAGGAACCACCGCUGGUUCAUCGUCUACCUGCUGGUGCAGCUGCUCGCUCUGCUGUGGGCGCUACACAUCACUCUGUCUGGCAUAUCCCCCAGCCUCACGUGGGAGCAGUGGUUCAGAGUGAACGGGUUCCUGCUUGCGACGCUGGGUGUGGUCGGGGUCUUCUCCAUGGUGGUGUUGCUGCUGUUGGGCUGCCACCUGUACCUGGUCUCCAUCAACUGCACCACCUGGGAGUUCAUGUCACGCCACAGGAUCUCCUACCUGAAGAACUGCAGUGACGAGGAGAACCCGUUCGACCGCGGAGUUAUCUGUAACCUGUGGGAUUUCUUCUGCGUGUGCAGCACGGUGGUGUGGGAGAAAAUAUACGCCAGAAACACCCCGAACUCUGUCUAGCCUCCAACCAGACGGCACAUGACAGUCUAGGGUCAGACGCAACUUUCAGGGAACUAACUCUUAUGAAUUAUUUAAUUUGCCCUUUUGGGUAGGACUUUAAAACUUGAGUGGACCAUGACAUAUUUCCUUACUACCUGCGAGCGGUGAGAUACAGUGCUUAUCAGGUAUUGAGCAUUGAACUGGUUUUUGCUCAUUUACUCAAAUUUGUACCAGAGUUUUUAAACAUAACAAAGCAUAACUCUUUGCUGGAGUAUAAACAAGGUUUUCUACAAAAAAACAACGCCCUUUAAACCAAUGCUAGCAUCUUGCAAAGAUGGCAAAGUCGCUCUGAAUGUCAGUUUUUAUGUUGGCCCAGAACUUUAGACCUGACCGAAAUUCCUCAAAAACCUUUAGAUGGAUUGCCUUUAAAUUUUGUACAGACACUCAUGUCCCUCAGAGGAUGGAUCCUAUGCACAUCAAGGGGUGUAGGGCUUUCCAUAUUAGCAUUUCAGUCUUUUUAAUAAAUCCAACCACAGUUGUUGAUUUAUUUUUUCAGCAAGAUUACGUGAAACUACUGCCCUGACUUUGAAUGCAACGUUUGAGUGCUUGCUGGAUGAGUGUAGCACUAGCCAAGUAACCCAUAACAUUUUGGAUUAGAAUCACGGGGAAAAGGCACACCAUCUUUUUCAGUUAUAGAAAAGGCCUUGGCAGGAGUCCUGUCUGAUUGAUCCUAUAGACUACUAAUACUUUGUUCCAAUCCACCUUACCUAUAUAAUUCAAAUAUAUCAUUUCCACACUGACGCCCUGAUAGUGUCAGUUCAAGCCUAAACUCUACAGCGCCUACACAAGCAUACAGUCUCUCUUUUAAAUCCCUCCUCUGUGACUUCAUAAAAUCAGAUUUAAAACCAGCCCAAAUAAAAAAUGUGUUCAUUUAUAGAAUUACUAGCACUAAAUAAAAUCUGACUUAAAAAUACUGAACAAAACUAAAGAUCUGACAUUCUGUGGUCAUUUAUGGUCCUUCUAUGAUAUGUGAUUAUACAGACUACUACAACUGUUAUUAGUUCGCUUGAUGGUUAUUUUCAGUGGUGGAAAGUACAAAUACUCAAGGUACUUUACUUGUUACCAUUUAAUGCCACAUUAUAAUUCUCAAAUAUUUUUCACACAGAGAAAUCUAGUUACUUUGCAAAUUCCAAUUAUAUGUUCAACUUAUACAUUCUGCAUAAUAAGUACUUUUGGUUUUGUUACUUUAAAUGUAUUUUGAUACUUUUUGACUGCAGGCCUUUUACUUGACCAUCACAACAACAUACAAUGCCACUGUAACAGAAAUGCAUUUUCAAAGAUCUAAAUUAUUGAAAACCCGUCCGUGUUUCCUCUCAGGUCUGGUCUCUACUUGCUCUUCUGUAAAUCUGUGUGUUGUUGCCUUGUGAGUGUGGUGACCUUCACAUUUCAACACCCUUUGCCUUUGUUUCUAUACGGCGAUUCAGGUCUUAUGCCUUUGCUUCUUUAUAAUGAGAAAAUCGUGAGUGAACCAAACAUGUUUUCUUACUGUAUUUGUUUUGUAUUUAUUGACAAGAGUACAUUAAAACACUAAUGAUAUGCA
Molecule: messenger RNA, 2613 nt
Organism: Eleginops maclovinus (Patagonian blennie)
Lineage: Eukaryota; Metazoa; Chordata; Actinopteri; Perciformes; Eleginopidae
Product: palmitoyltransferase ZDHHC12-B-like
Exons: 5
Coding region: 228-1034 (268 amino acids)
Biological process (GO): protein targeting to membrane; peptidyl-L-cysteine S-palmitoylation
Cellular component (GO): Golgi apparatus; endoplasmic reticulum
Molecular function (GO): protein-cysteine S-palmitoyltransferase activity
Source: RefSeq, a predicted model, not a curated record